Messenger RNA from Dicentrarchus labrax (European seabass), 4035 nucleotides. Its product is annotated as N-chimaerin. Gene Ontology annotation, biological process: positive regulation of GTPase activity; signal transduction; regulation of small GTPase mediated signal transduction. The coding region runs from base 696 to 1703 and encodes 335 amino acids. The transcript has 8 exons. The record is from RefSeq and is a predicted model, not a curated record. Gene Ontology annotation, molecular function: GTPase activator activity. Lineage: Eukaryota; Metazoa; Chordata; Actinopteri; Moronidae.
UCUCUCUCUCUCACUCUCUCCCCGCCUCUGUCACCUCCCUCCUCCACUGCUUCUGCCUGGUGAGUGUGUGGAGGGGAUGGGAUUAACACACACACAGACAGACACACACAGACAGACACACACUGAGCCAUGUGGGCUGGAGCGCUCACCUACACGAGACCGAGAGACAGGAAUGUACAUUCUGCCGCAUCAGUCGGGUUUGAGGGAUUUUGGGCACGCAUUUCAAGACGUGAAGAUUUAUGGAAUCAUUUUAAGUGAACUUUUUUUCUACAAUUUCAUAUUUUCUUUAUCUCAAGACUGUUUUUUUUAAUUUUUAUUGGGGUCUGGCUUUUUUGUUUUUGUUCUUUUUGUUAUGACUUGGAAUUGCACCAUGCAGCCAGCAUCAGUAUGCAGAGCUGAUCUGAUUGGCUGAUCUUUGUGGUGCUAAGACAGCAGGAUUGGUCCUGUUUUGGCUCCUCGGUUUGGGAUGUUGUUGUCAGAUGGAGAUUUGAAGUGAUUUGAGAGUCUCGUUGUUGUGACGUUUUCUACUUAUUCCUGUUUUUAUUGAUUAGCCAGGGCAUUUGUUUAUGCAAUUUUUUCGGUUUUAUAUUCAUAGUCUGAUUUAUUAAUAGGAUUCUGAUUUUGGUCUCGGAGCCAGCAUUUGAUUUAAACCCUCCAGUGUGAGUUAAAUUCACAACAAAACUACAGGUCCCACAAUGCCGAGCAGAGAGUCGUACAUUGUUAAAAGAGGUAAAAAGCAAUCACGCAGGCGAGCUGAGAAGGAAACAGGUCAGAGGAGCGCUUUGUUUACCACAGCUCUCGGUCUAAAUGUCAGCCCCACCUCCCCUGCUUCCACCUUCUGGCAACCAAUCAGAUCUUUUGCCCUUUCGCAGCUCACAUCGCUGGUGCGGCGGGCCACCCUGAGGGAGAGCGACUUGGCGCCCAAGUACGAGAAGGUCCACAACUUCAAGGUUCAUACAUUCAGAGGCCCCCACUGGUGUGAGUACUGUGCCAACUUCAUGUGGGGUCUCAUCGCUCAGGGAGUCAAGUGUGCAGACUGCGGCUUGAACGUCCACAAGCAGUGCUCCAAAGUCGUGCCGAACGACUGCCAGCCAGACCUGCGGCACGUCAAGAAGGUGUACAGCUGCGACCUGACCACGCUGGUCAAAGCCCACAACACCAAGAGACCCAUGGUGGUGGACAUGUGCAUACAGGAACUCGAGGCUAGAGGUCUUCAGUCAGAGGGUUUGUACAGAAUAUCAGGCUUCAGUGAGCUGAUUGAAGAUGUCAAGCUGGCCUUUGACAGAGAUGGAGAGAAGGCUGAUAUCUCCACAAACGCUUACGAGGACAUCAACAUCAUCACUGGAGCCCUCAAACUCUACUUCAGAGAGCUGCCUAUACCCCUCAUCACAUAUGAUGCCCACCCACGCUUCAUAGACGCUGCAAAGAUUUCAGACCCAGAAAAACGUCUGGAGGCUCUCCAUGAGGCCUUGAAGCUGCUGCCGCCAGCUCACUGCGAGACGCUGCGAUACCUCAUGGCUCACCUCAAGAGAGUGACCCAGAACGAGAAGGAUAACCUCAUGUCCAGCGAGAACCUGGGAAUCGUCUUCGGCCCGACGCUGAUGAGGGCCCCCGAGCUGGACGCCAUGACGGCGCUCAACGACAUCCGAUACCAGAGACUUGUGGUGGAAACGCUCAUCACCAACGAAGACGUGUUGUUCUGAGAGGAGAGGUAGAGGAAGGACAAACAGGUUGGGAAGGAGCUCAGAUGCUUUGUCCUCCGCCUCUGAAAAGAUGGACAGAAAAAGUGACUUUUUACAAGAAAAUGAAGGAAAAAAAACAUGCAAGAUACCUGGAACAUGCAUCUUGCUAGAGAGGUCAAAAAGUACCAUAGCUGUUUUUUUGUUUGUUUUUUAGGAGUGGAUGGAAGGAACGAUGAAGGAAACGACUAUUUGCAAAGAAGGAAUUAUUAAAAACCCAUAAUGGAGACAACUAGAUGGAAGGAUGCAGUGUUUCCCCACAUUUUAAAUGCAAAACUCCAGUCAAACUCAGUCAAAAGAUACAAUUUCUUUUAUUUGUUACUACUACAAAAACUAAUAUACUGGAACACUUAAUAUUUCCAGCCUUAUUUGAUAUAAAUAAACAAUUAUGAUCUCUUUUGAUGAUGUUCUCUAUCAUAAGGAGAAAAUAACAGCAGUGUUGCAGCAGCGCUACUUUUUCUGUGUCGGGGAAACACUGUGAUCCAUCUGUAUGUUAAUAUCUUCUCUUUCUUAAAUGGAUGCAACAAUGCUGCUUUCUAAUCAGUGUAAUGACCAAAGUUUCCCUCAAAUGCUUUGCGUAGUGUCAAGGUGUCCCUUGAAUCCUCCUUGGGAGAAGAACAAGCACUGACUGCAGUAGACAGCUGGAUGAAUGAAUGAAUGGAGAAAGUGAAUCACUCACCACGUAAUGUGCACUCAUUCCUCUGAAUGGAACUUAAGUGACUUGGACCUAUUGUGUUUUCAUUCCUCCUCCUUUUUUUUUUUUUUUUUUGUUUUAAACUCUUUACUUCACAGCUCCCUCUUCUGUUCCACUGGCUGAAAAUGUAAUUAUACAGUGACCUUAACACUAACAGCUAAGUAGUUGCUAACAUAGAAAUAAUCCCUUUUUUAAUGUCAUGUUAUAAGCUUUUUGUUUAAGAAAUAUUUUUCUAGUUGUGUUGCUGUAUGAUUACAUCCAAUAAUGGAACCAAAUGAGCUGUAAAUUAAAUGGUUUAAACACUUUUUCUCACUGUCUCUGAACCAAUCCUGUGUUCUCUCACUUCUCCACCCGCCCGCUUCGCCUCUGAGGGUGAAAACCUCUUAAAAUUCGGUAUCGGUAUUUUUUUUUUUUUGUCUGCAGACGUGCAGAGGAGGCGUUUCAGAUCUAAUUUAGACGUCUUCAUCCGUCACCCCAGGGGCAGACAGACGGUGGAGAGAGGAACACAUCAUAAGUGACUUGAAAGAUAAAUAUGUGAAGCAGUGUGUUUGUUUUUGCUUUGUCAUUUGUAUAAAGCGGUAUUGUAUUUAACAAGCAGAUGCUAAAAAUACUAAUUGAAGCUCUUGAUCGUGUGCCCGAAUGCAAUCCCAGCAGAUUCAAAACGCACAAAUAAUUUUAUUGGCCCGAGCGGGAUGUCAAAUAACACCUUAUUUGAAUUUUGCCAUCCUGUCCCUACACAAAAAUGAAAGCAAAGGCGCUCAAUACAACAAUAACUCCUAAUGUUAACCCCUCUGUGUCAGUGACUGUAAUUAUAACGGUAGCUGUCGGCAUUGUCGGUUCAAAAAAUGUCCAGCUGCCACCACGUCCUCUAACUGUGAAAUCACGAGACAUAAUAAAGCUCACACACGAGUAAAGAAGACCACUUGGAGCCCUUUUUGUUUAAUUAUUCGACUGUUUUUUUAUGGUCGGACACCACACGGAUCUGGCUGAAGGUUACAUAUAUUAUAUAUAGUAUAGUGCUCUGAUGUGAUGGACGCAGUAUUAAUUGUUGCCAAUCAUCAGUAACAUGAAGGAGUGUAUUUGUCAUGACUUAAAUCCUUUUAAAGUAGUGCCAUUUGAAAAGUGUAAGGGUAGAAAUGGAUGCCUUCUGCAUGUAAUGCCCCCAUUAACCCCCCCGUAUUUGUUCAUUUCUGCCCCCACUUCUGUCGGGGGUCACUGAUUACCUUUUGCAAAGCAGUGAGGACCCCACCGGGGCGUCAACACCUGAAAAAAAAAUCAAGCGCACCCACGCUCCUCGCCGCUGCGUUGGAUGUUACAUAAGUGUAACAUGUUUCUAAAAUUAUGUUUUUAUCUUGUGUUGUUUAUUUGAACUGUUUUGUUGACUUUAUUCCUCUCUGUUGAUCCAACCGUGUACUAACUACCACCACACUAACCCGACGACAACUUGCGAGGCUUCAGUGAUCUGUGAUUCUUGCUUUCUUAUCAUGAAAUGUUUUUUUUGUUUGUUUGUUUUUUUAAACGUCAUUGCUGUAAAGUAUUUUCUAUAUGGUUUAUGCAUGGUGAAAUUAAAUUAUUAAAUAUGCCUCUCAGUUGGCACACGGC